Penaeus indicus is the source of this 5584-nucleotide messenger RNA. RefSeq names its product ras-specific guanine nucleotide-releasing factor 1-like. Bases 473 to 2233 code for a protein of 586 amino acids. Gene Ontology annotation, biological process: Ras protein signal transduction; positive regulation of GTPase activity. The transcript has 13 exons. Gene Ontology annotation, cellular component: plasma membrane. Gene Ontology annotation, molecular function: guanyl-nucleotide exchange factor activity. The record is from RefSeq and is a predicted model, not a curated record. Lineage: Eukaryota; Metazoa; Arthropoda; Malacostraca; Decapoda; Penaeidae.
UUCUCCCCUCUCCUUUCCUCCACCCCCUUCUCUCCUUCGCUCUUUUUUUCUCUCUCCCUAACCUUCUCUCCCCUACCUCCUUCUCCCUAUCCUUUCUUCCCUUCCCUUUCUUUCUUUAUCUCCUCCUUCCUCCCUCCUUCCCUGUCUCAUAUUUUUCUCUGUCUUUCCCUUUUCCUUUUCCAUCUUUCCUCUUCCCUUCCCUCCUUCCCUCCCAACAGUCGAAGAGGAACAGCGAGAGCAAGAGGAGCGUCGCGCCCGAGAGGAGUCCGACCCCCCCGCCGCAGCCCCACAGGGAGGUGCGGGAGGGUCCCAGGAGGGCCCCAAUCUCCCCGUCAGCGCCCCCAACUCCCCGUUCAGCCCCAAGAAGGUCACCAUCCGGACGGACGACGACCCCAAGUACCUCACCAUCCCCAAGGGCCGUCGCGUCGCCGGUUCCACGUCUUCGGCUGAUACAAUUGUCGGCGACGAGAGCAUGAGUCAGCCAGACAGCCCGACAGACGCAUCCACCUCCACCCUGACGGGCCCGGGGCCCGCCCUCCAAAGCUUCUCCGACUGGAAGCUGCCCUUCGACAGCGAGCGAGGGUCUAGGUCGCGCCGACCUUCCAAGAUCUUGGACGUGAUCACUUCUCCGCCUCGCCCUGGCUCCGGGCCCCGGCGCUCGCUGCCGCCCAGGAUGUCCUCGCUCGAGGAGCACCGUCAGAUGGAGACAGUGACCUCAGGUUCAGAGGCCGAAGAUGAGCAGGACCCCGUGGCCGGGAUGGGCGCACGUCGACGCUCCGCCGCCCGCUCCCACAGCGCCGCCCCGAGUACCUCCUCGCCAGGGUUCCUCCUCGUAGGGCCACGCGUCAGGGGCGCCAAGAGACUCAGCUGCGAGAGUGACACGUGCGGCCUGGCCUCCCCGCGCUCCAGCGUCCACACCGCCACACCGAGGUCAUCCUUCCAGGUGCCAGACUCGCCCUCACACUCCGUGCCAAGGGUCGGGGUCGUCAUUACAUCCUCCCGACAGUCUCAGCGAAGGAGCAGCAGUGCCUCCGCAGCGGCCGCUUUUGCGGUGGCCACAGCGGGAUCCAGCAACCCGAGGGACAUCCCCAAGACUCCGCCCCUCGGUAGGUUCUCUGUCGGGGGCGAGGGACGCCGCUCCUCCUUCAGGGAACGCCCAUCGCGACAAGAGUCCAUUAUCUCUACCGCUGCCACCAUGCGAGUCCUCAACGUCCUCCGCCACUGGGUCUCUAAGCAUUCCCAAGAUUUCGAGACGGACUUGCGGCUGAAGACUCUCACCAUCGAGUUCCUGGACGAUCUGGUGUGCUGCCCGACCCUCCUGCCAGCUGAACACAAGGCCGCGUCACAGUUACUCAGGUUACUCACUAAGGAGGAGCCAGCCAAUCCGCGCGUGGAUCUGAACACUCUCCUCGCCCCGCCCACCACCCCAAGCAAGGAGAGCAUCGAGACACUGUCAGCGCUCGAGGUGGCCGAACAGAUGACGUACAUCGACCAUCAGAUCUUCGUGGCGAUCAGGAGCGAAGAGUUCCUGAAGACAGCCUGGAUGAAGGAUGACAAGCAACAGAAGGCGCCAUAUAUCCUUCUCAUUACUCGGCGCUUCAACGAGGUGUCGCGUCUGGUGGCCUCGGAAAUCAUUCGAGGAGCGACCCUGGCCUCGCGCAUCGCUGUCAUCGAGAAGUGGGUGGCCGUGGCUGACAUCUGCCGCUGUCUCCAUAAUUACAAUGGCGUCUUACAGGUAUGCGCUGCCUUCCAGAACUCCUCCGUGUUCCGGCUAAAGAAAACAUGGGAGAAAGUGUCUAAAACGACACGCCAGACUCUCGAGAAGCUCCAGGCCCUCGUCUCCUCCGACGGCAGGUUCCGUAGUCUCCGCGACGCCCUCCACAGGUGCGACCCGCCUUGCAUCCCUUACCUAGGCAUGUACCUCACCGACCUCUCCUUCAUCGAGGAGGGCACGCCGAACUUUACAGAAGAUACGCUACUCAAUUUCUCCAAGAUGCGAAUGAUCGCCCACGUGAUUCGCGAGAUCCGUCAUUUCCAGCAGACGCCUUACAAGAUCGAGCACAACCCACGCGUCACCGCCUACCUGCUGGACCCGAGCCUGCUCCUCAGCGACGACAACCUGUACCGGAUGUCCCUCGAGCUGGAGCCCCGACGGUCAACCCUGACCCACGUCAACGCGCCCCUCCUCACCACCGCCACUUCCUCCGGCUCGUCGUCGAGUUCUUCCUCCUGACAGCGGCGGCGGACGGCAGGGGAGAUCUGGGUGAGCCUAUGAGGUCCGCCCCCCUGCAGCCGCAUAGCCGACCAGGGGGGGAAUAGUAGGUCUUUCGCUGCUCUAAAUCUCUUGGGACGCCUCGAAUGGCGCGUCCUUGCAGCCACGACUACGGCGGAAGGCGGUGGCAGCAGCGACCACCGUAACAAACGAUUGUGACGACAUCCACUCAUGACCUUAACUAUGAUGAUACUACACGGAGACGUGGCGGCGGGUGGUGAUUCUUUGGAUCUCUAUAAUCAUCAGUCUCUCCUUGUACACAUUUAACCUGACUUCCAUGCAGUGACCAAAGGGAAAAUAGUUUUCGUCUAUGAUGGCGAAAAAUAAUAAUGGCAUUUUCCCUUUGUAGUUACCUUGCUGGGAAAGGUUCUAAUAGCAUUUGAGAAUUUUUCAAUGGGCUUUUGAUUAUUUCAUAUCAACGACAGAUUGUUAUUAUUGCAUUAUCCUCGGACUUCACCGAAGAUCUAUUCACAAUCACUUUGUAAGAGAUUCUUAUGGUCAUACCUCGAAGAUUUUUCACAAGAUAUUCACCCACAGCAUCACGUCUGCGUCUCAACAUAACCCCUAUCAAGACCACACCAUGACUCAAGCUUUCCGAAUCAUUCAAUAAUUACCAAGUCAUUCUGUCUUAGUGGAAGGAGCGACGAGAUUCCUUGGCAGAAUGUCGAGCUGUAGUAUCCACGCAUCUCCCCACUAUCGUUUUCGCAUCCAUCUGGACGUCUACCAGAUAAUCAGCACGAGGUAGCGUGGGACGACUUAUUUCUACAGGAUUUCAGGUUGUCAUUCUACUACGAUGACGUCCUCAGAACUCCAGACACUAGUUAAGCAGUGUUGCCACAAGGAGCUGUACAGUGAAAUUGCUGCUGACCCAAUAAUGUCGUGAGGCCAAAGACCAAGAUUACGGUGUCUAGUUAUGCCGUAUUCUAUUACUCUCUGAUUCGCUACGGUGUGUUAUUUUUCAUCCUCUCUAAUGUUGGUGUAAGUAGUUGCUGGGGAUGUGAAGUCAUCACGAGCCUCUGAAGACACUCGCGAAGGUCAAAGAAAUGUCCAACCUCUUCUUCGUAUUGCCACUCGACGUUCAGUAUCCUUUCGAGAUCGACCCGUUGCUUUUGGCGUUUUUUAAAGCCAUGGAUGAUGCUGCGUUGGGCCAUUCUCAGAUUCAUGUCCUCCUGUAGGUUUUACUUGGCUGGACAGGAAAUAUCCGUAUAUCGACGUUGUAUUAUACUUGUCCAAAAUAGUGUUUACUUAAUGUAUGGUGAAUAAUUGUAAAAUGAAGUUGCAUUUUCUGAUAUUCCGCAAUAUCUAAAGAUAUAUUUUUUCCAACUUUAGGGCUUAUUGAUGUCUUUUCUUAAUACAGGUGGAUAUGCAUGUUUGUGAAUGCAUAAUCACACGUACCGAGAAUUACCAGGAGUGUGUUCCAUGUGGGUUAUAAAGUAGCAAUCAAGUGUCCUAACUUCUGUUGCUCACUCUCCCUUGCCUUGUUACUGUGCCUCUACUCUUAGCGGCGACGCUGCACACCCACCACUUGGCUGAUCUGCUUCCCUGGUUCAGGUCGGGUCAGCCAGACUUUCCAGGUCACUUGACCAAGUGUUUCCAUUAUCCCUUUGCAACAUUUGGUACCGAUUUUAACAGCCUGCCGUUUUUUCAUAAUCUGGUGGGUUGGCAGAGUGCCGUUCACUUAAUGCCACGGCCAACCAUUAGUACAGAGAACCUCAGGCCACCCACUGAUGUUUUUCAUUGGUUACGAGAAGGACCAGCUCCUCACCCACGUGAGGACGCCCCGCCCUCUCUGCACACGACACCACAUCCAAGAGAUUGGUACUUCUGUAGUCUUUGGCGGCAUUUAUAUAUGAAUUUAAGUCGAAUUGCCAAUUUUUUCAGCAAUAUUUACAUAUAUACGUCUAUUUUAAUAUUCCGAUAUUCCAUUUGCUAAUGCCAUAUAACGUUACAUAAAUCAAUUGUAUGGCAAGGUCGCUGCUGCUUUUAAAAUUUUGGAGCUUUCUACCUCCGAACUUUUCCCCCGUUGAGUCUGGUCUGGCACAGUGCUUAUUACGAGUUGGGAAUAGCAAGUUCUCCUUAGAAUCUCCGCCGGGUUUUUGCUAUACUGGAGGCUUAUCACCAAGCUAGAAGCCAGAUAUACCCAGAAGCAGACUUGGUGUGGAUUCUUGUCUGAUUUACUUGCAGAUGUAAAACCUUCAUGGAGCUUUAGUUGGCCCGCCUGAUGUGGAAGAAACUGUGGAGAGAGGCUGAGCCAGUGUGAAGGGAUUAGUUUAUAGGUGUAGUUUUAUAUGAUAGGGAUGAUUAGAUGUUACUACCCGUUAGAUAAUCGUAGAGAAUUGUUCUUAAUACUUUUAUAUAGUAGUGUGUACCUGGAAAACCAUCUACUGUUGUGUUUGCUAAUAAUGACUCGGUCUGCCAAUCUUCAUUCCCGCCCCAGAUAGCAAGUUGGGCAACGUUUUCACGACGAUGGGAGAACCUUGCAGUUAGCCUUCCUUUGUGUACUCUUAGACCUCGAUGCUCUUAGCAUUACAGUCCAUAAAGAUAGGAUAGACUGCAUUCAAUAUAUUUAUUGUACAUAUAUUUAUACAUUGAUAGUAUGGACAGACAGCAGAAGUUCCCUAGUUGAGAAGACAUCAUGUGCACAUUUUGGUGGCGUAGUCAGUGGGCCUUAAGGUGGCCUAGUUUAGAGUAGGCCAGUAGAGAGCCAAGUUUAAGUGGCCUAGUGUGAAUAACAGGCUGUGUAAUAGCCUGGUGUGAACAUUAGACUGUUUGAUGGCCAUGGGUAUAUUUGGUCUAUGGUGUACCAAUCUGCUUUAAGCACAAAUAUUUGGAACACUGAGAAACAAAUACCCACUUAGUUUAGAGUAAGGCCGGUAGGUGGCCUAGAGUAGAGAGUAGGCCAUUAGAGGCCUAGGUUAACCUGGUAGAGUUCAGACAACCUUAGCGCACUAGGGAGGGUACCUUACGAUGCUUCAGCUUGAGUCUGUCUUUCACAUAUCAACAAAGGCCGACCUCCCCCCCCCCACCUCCAGCCUCAGCGUUCGAGUCGGGAGCGUCGGCCAAAGUCUCCGCCUCUUCCUGUGUCUAGAGUAUUAUUGUUUAGGAAGAUAAAGUAAAUACAUAACUGAAAUAAAAGCCUAAGAGUUGCAUCUAGAAACUUGCACGUUUGCCGUUUCUUGUCUGGAUUCAGCUUUAAGAGAUUUUUACCUAUAGUAAUUUCGUAUUUGCCGGUCAUGUUCAUGGUGUAUAACUUUAUAUAAUGCACAAAAUACCAACUGAAUGAUAGUAUGACACCUCCAAAUUAUAUUUGUU